Molecule: messenger RNA, 2358 nt
Organism: Helobdella robusta
Lineage: Eukaryota; Metazoa; Annelida; Clitellata; Rhynchobdellida; Glossiphoniidae
Exons: 1
Coding region: 1-2358 (785 amino acids)
Biological process (GO): anatomical structure morphogenesis
Cellular component (GO): cytosol
Molecular function (GO): protein binding
Source: RefSeq, a predicted model, not a curated record
AUGUCUAUCAGCGCAUAUAAAUGUUGGGACGUUCGAACCAAUGGAUUUGAUAAAUUUCAUGGAGAAAAUAUUUACGAAAUUUUGAAAAAAUUAGCAAGUUUUGCAAAUGAUAAAAACAAUACUCGCCAGUUGAGAGAAUUAAAUGAAGUUUACAAGUUGUUGAACAAGCUGACAAAUGAAUUUUUACCAGCCAAGAAAUCAACUAUGGAUAUGUUGGCGAAAGGUUGUUUUGACGAGAAUGCUCUUUCUGUUUUGCAACUUCUGGGAAAAGAAGUCAUCCCACUUAUUUGCAACGUUUUUAAAAACUCUAUGAGUGAGGAAGUUCAACAAGAAACUAGCGAAUUAAUAGGAGUUGUAUGUCGAAAUGAACUUUUCUGUUCUCUUGUUUGGGAUGAUGAAAAAACAGUUGAAAGUUUGAUCAGUCGUUUAACUACAAGUAAAGAUAUUAAGCAUUUAUUAUGCCAUAUUGAAAUAAUAUCAAUGCUAUCAAAACAUGAAAACCAGAUCAAAAAGAUGGUGAACCAAAAUGUAGUUUUCCACUUGUCGGCUUUGUUAGACUCCAGUCUGAUAACAAAUGGAAAACAACUGGAACAAAUAUUUUCCACUCUUCAAAUUUUUAUUGGCCAUUGGUCACCUGACGUAAAAAAACAAUUAAAAAAUUCAAAUUUACUAGGAAGGAUUUCAAAGUUUUUGAAUAGCGAAAAUAAGGAACUUUCAACCGUUGCAUACGAGUUUGUUCAAAAUUUGAUCCAAUGCCCUUCGCUACUGAAGCGAUUUGAAAGAAAUGGAUUUGUAAAACAUUUCAUGCAAUCGUUCUAUGCUGCUGAUGGUGGUGAUGAAAAAUUGAAAUAUUUCAAGUACAUUCUAGCCUGUUGUCAGUAUAAAAAUAAUUUAUCAAAAUCAAACGUUCUCUUUCUUCUUGAACAGAUAUCCAACCCUUUAACGCUUAAUUAUUUCGGAAGAAUAAUGUCCAUAUUACUCUACCAAUCCAAUAACUCUGAAGAGUUUCGACAAUUGUUUGCGGCGAAUAUUGUAGAAACGUUUACAAAAUUUUUAAAUAGAAAUGCUUCUCUGAGUAUUGUUGAAAGAUCAGCGUACAUUCCAAAACUGGCUAGUAGUACAUUGGCCCAGUCGCUCAGCGGUUCAACUGAUGAAACGAAGACAGAUCUGACCUAUACAGCUCUGAAAGAUUCAAUGAAAUCUUAUAAAAAAAGACUGCCAUGUCAAUACAUCAAAUAUAUAAUUUCUUUCUUUCACCAAUUUGUCAGAGAGACACACUGGAUAAAAUAUUUUGAAAAUAAAAACUUCAUAGGGACAAUGGUGAAAUGUUUAAUUGCUCACAAAAAUGACGAAGUAAUUGUUCAAAUAUUUCAAAAAUUAUGCACAUUUAGUAAUUAUUUCCCACUCUUGCUAACGGAAAUGUUUCUACCAGCUUUUCAUCUUCAUUAUUUAGAAACUGAAGAUGAUAAGAGCUUACUGUACGAUGUUCUCAACAUUAACAUUUUUUGGCUGGCCCGUAUUUUUAACCGAUUCUGCACGUCUUAUUGGAAGGUUGUAAAUAAAUCUGACAGCGAAGUGAAAAAGAGGUCAAUCAUAUCUUUAGCCUAUCUGUCCAGCAACAAACAACAUGAAUUCACGAAAAUCAUAACUCGGGAUACAAUAAUAAAAACCUUACUGGAAGUAAUGCACGAUGAUCAGGACAAAUAUCAAACAUUGGCGACUAUUGCCUAUGCUUAUGUAAUGCGACAAUGCAAAGCCUCACCGUUGAAGGUUACAAACAAAACCAUACAUGAUGAAGAAGUCUCAACAGAGCUCAACACUACUGACAAAUUUUUAAAUAUUUCCAACAAAGAUGUGUCAUUUUGUUUUAAUGAUGGUCAAAUUGUUCUGUCAAAUAGUGAUGUCUUGUCGGAAAAAUCAGAUGUUUUUAAAGCGAUGUUUAAAGGAUCAUUUGCAGAAUCAUACACGAAAACAGUGAAAAUGCCAGAAACAUCAAGGGAAAUCUUCACUAUUUUCAACGACUGCAUUUUAUCCGGAUCAAAGCUGCCACUGCAAAAUUAUUUGGACAGAACGGAAAUCAUUUUAGGCAUAUUUAAACUAGCCCACAUGUACAUGGUGGCAUUUGUUGAGCAGCAGUGCAUCGAAAUCAUGCAAAUUAAUAUUGAUAAAUAUUUGGAAGAGAUUUUGCACAAUCAGAUUCUUUUAUAUGAUUCAACUCUAUCAUUUCAUUGCGUAGUAUACGCAUGUAGAAAUAUAAAUGAUAGUAGUAUUUGUCACAUUUUGCAUGAGAUUAAAAGGUAUAUAACAUUUUCUGAUUUGUUAGCAUACUCCAUAGCAUUGUAUGAGGAGAUUUUGUAA